AAAACCGAAAGCCAAAUGAAGAAAAGCUGCGCAGAUAUUCAGCUCUAUUCCACGUGUUACAAUCUUAUCUAGAACCUACAGACAGACAGAGAACACUGGUCUGCACUGAUUUCAGCAUCUGCAGCUCGCUUUAUCAACAUCUGGAGAACCUUCAGACACCAUGUGUUCCACGCAGAACCAGAAGUGAUGCUGAGACAGAAGAAGAAAAGAACCUUCAGACGUGAUGUGGUCCACACAGAACCAGGAGUGAUGCUGAGACAAGAGAAGAACAGGAAGAGACCAGGCUCAUCCAGACCCAGUUGUUUGUCCAUGAAGAGUGACCAGUCUAAAGACCCCCCUCACAACUUCAGAGAUGAAUUACCCACAGAGGAACAAUGUGCAUCCAUGGAAAGAAGACAAUCAAAAGAUGACGAUCUAAACUCCAAAGACGGAUCGGGGUCUAUAAAAAUGGGUUCCCCCGAAAAAAUGGAGCCUAACUUACAGAAUUUCACUGACCAGCAAAGUUUCAAGAAGACCCCGGAUCUCUGUCGCAUCUUCUCUGAUCUGGAGAACAAAAUAAUUGUUUUCAUCAAGAAUGAGCUGGAGCGGUUCAGGAAGAUUCUGACAAAAGAAAACACAAAACACUAUGAAAAGCUGACAGAUGACUGGUGCAGCGCUAAAGAGGGAGCUCUUAAUCUUGCUCUGCACUUUCUGAAGAAGAUGAAGCACGAUAACAUUGCUGAUGCACUGGAGACAAAUGAGCUGGUUGUCAUUCGUCAGUGUGAACUCAAGUCCAAUAUGAAAAAUAAAUAUACACGUAUAUUUGAAGGAAUAGCACAGAAAGGUGGUUCUACUCUCCUAAACAAAAUCUACACAGAUCUCUACAUCACAGAGGGUGUUCAGAAAACCAUAGAGAAAUCAAUUCAGUGCAAUGACAUGUUCGAAGCACUAAGCGAAGAAGACAAACCCAUCAGAACUGUGAUGACACAGGGCAUUGCUGGCAUUGGAAAAUCAGUCUCUGUGCAGAAGUUCAUUCUGGAAUGGGCGAAUGGAACUAAAAAUCAGAGAAUUAAGUUUAUCUUCCCACUUCGAUUCAGAGAGCUGAAUUUGAAGGAAGGAAAACACAGUCUGAUGGAUAUUCUCAACCGGUUUUUCCCAGAGACGAAAGGUCUGAGAUUUCGGGAAAAGUACAAAGUCAUGUUCAUCUUUGAUGGUCUAGACGAAUGCCGACUCCCUCUUAAUUUCAAGAAAAAUGAGCACUGCGCUGACGAAACACAGAAAGCAUCGUUAGAUGUUCUGCUGACAAACCUCAUCAAGGGGAAUCUGCUGCCCUCUGCUCUGAUCUGGAUAACCACUACACCAGCAGCUGCCAGUAUGAUCCCUGCUGAGUUUAUCGACCGAGUCACAGAGGUGCGCGGCUUCAAUGAUGAGCAGAAAGAGGAAUAUUUCAGAAAGAAAAUCAGUGAUCAGGACCUGGCCAACAAAAUAAUUGAUCACAUCAAAGAGUCAAGAAGCCUCCACAUCAUGUGCCACAUCCCCUACUUCUGCUGGAUCUCAGCCACUGUACUUGAGCAGCUUUUGAAAGGAACACAGAAUGAAGACACUCCAAAAACACUGACACAAAUGUACACACGAUUUCUGAUCUUCCAGACCGUACAGAAAAAUCAGAAGUCUGGUGAGCAGACUGCAUCGGAUGUACCCUGGGAUAAAGAGGGCAUAUUGGCCUUAGGAAAACUGGCUUUUCAGCACUUGGAGAAGAACAAUCUGAUCUUCGACAGCGAGGACCUAAGAGAGUGCGGUAUUGAGAUCAGUGAAACUUCCGUGUACUCUGGAGUGUGCACACAAGAGACUGGGAUGUUUCUGGGCACAGUGUACAGCUUUGUGCAUCUGAGCAUUCAGGAGUUUAUUGCUGCUUUGUAUGCAUAUGUUUGUCUCAACAAUGACAAGAAGAAUGUCUUUUCCCCCCAGAACACAUCACAGGAAAAUGGAAAUGAGACCAUUGUUAGUUUGCUGAAGACUGCAGUAGACAAGGCUUUAGAGAGUGACAAAGGCCACCUGGACCUCUUCCUUCGUUUCCUUCUAGGCCUCUCACUGGAGACCAAUCAGGUGCUCAUUCGAGGUCUGUUGACCCAGACAGGAAGCAGCUCAGACAGCAACAAGGAAAUAAUUCAGUACAUUAAGGAUAAGUUUGGAGAAAAUCCAUCUCCAGAGAGAUCAAUCAAUCUCUUCUACUGUCUGAAUGAACUGAAUGACCGUUCUCUAGUGCAGGAAAUGCAGAAGCGAAUGAAAGACGGAACACUUUCCAUGAGUGAACUCUCACCUGCAGAGUGGUCAGCUCUGGUCUUUGUGUUGCUGACAUCAGAGGAGGAGCUUGAAGUCUUUGACCUGAAGAAGUUCAUUGGAUCAGAUGAGUGUCUUAAGAAACUGCUUCCAGUGGUCGAAACUGCUAAAAUAGCUUUGCUCAAUGAAUGUAAAUUGACAGAGACCAGCUGCUCAGCUUUAGUCAAACCUCUAAGCUCAGAAUCCUCAAAGCUGAUUAAGCUGGAUCUGAGUGACAAUGCUCUACAGGACUCAGGACUAAAGCUGCUCUCUGCUGGACUGAGUAGCAAAAACUGUAAACUGGAGGAACUGAGGCUCAACAAAUGUGAUCUAACAGAGAAAAGCUGUAAACAUCUGGCCAAAGUUCUCAGUUCAAAGGAUUCCAAACUGACUGAGUUGGACCUCAGUAACAAUCACCUAGGGGAUCCAGGAGUGAAGGAACUCUCAACUGCACUGAAGAAUUCACACUGUAAACUGGAAACCCUGAGGCUUUCAGAGUGUCGUGUAUGUGAGGAAGGAUAUGCUGCUCUGGCUUCAGAUCUGAAAUCAAAUAACUCAUCAGUCCUGAAAGAGCUGGAUCUCAGAGGGAACAAUCCUGGAGAUAAAGGAGUGGAGCUGAUCAGCAGCACAUCUUCAAAAUAUAAGUCAAGGAAAAUAAGGCUGUUGAAAAACCAUGCUGCAGAUGAAGCCCAUGACUCUCUGACCAAAGCUUUUGGAAAAGAUCCUUUACUGCUGUCUGAGCUGGAUCUAAAGAAGUAUGAACCAAGGCAUGCAGGAGUAGAGCAGAUCUGUGGAGUACUGGAGGAUUCCCACUGCAGAUUGAAGACCCUUAAACUGUAUAAAUCAGGCAGUAUUACAGAGAGAGACUGUGCUGCUCUGGUUUCUGCUCUGAUCGUAAACCUCUCAAACCUGAGAGAGCUGGAUCUGAAUGAGAAUAAAUUGGAUAAGUCAGGAGUGCAGAAGCUCUGCAAUUUACUGAAGAAUCCUCACUGUAAAUUGGAGAAACUGAUGCUAAAUAAGAGCAAUGUCACAAGCAAAGACUGUGCUGAUCUGGCAUCAGCUCUUUCUUCAAGUCUUUCACACCUAAGAGAGCUGGAUCUGAGUGAAAAUGAAAUUCAAGAUUCAGGAUUGAAGCAUUUUUGUGCUGUACUGAAGACUCAGGAGUGUAAACUAGAAAAACUACUGUUAAUGAACUGUGGUAUAAAAGAGGAAGGCUGUGCUGCUCUGGUUGUAGCUCUGAAAUCAAACUCCUCACACUUGAAAGUUCUGGACCUGCGUGAAAACAGUCUAGGAAAUUCAGUGAAAGACCUUGCUGAAGUGCUGAAGGAUUCCGGAUGCCAUAUACAAUUGGAUGGCGAUUUAAAGAAACUUUUUAAAGAGUUAGGGUUUAGUGAGUCACUUUCUUGGUUCUUUGGAGGGAAGAACAAAGCAUAAGAUCCGAGUGGAGUGGAUGAGGAAAGACCGGCGCCAGCGUCGAGCGGCGUGUACGGGGAAAGAUCGGCACCAGCGUCGAGCGGCUUGUACGGGGAAAGACCGGCACCAGCGUCGAGCGGCGUGUACGGGGAAAGACUGGCGCCAGCGUCGAGUGGCGUGUACGGGGAAAGAUCGGCGCCAGCGUCGGGUGGAGCUGACAUGUCUAAAGAAGCCAGAACUACACAUAGCCUAGCAGAGCAGCCUUCAGAGAAGGGGGGUAACUGUGGUACAGGGGUGCAGGGCACUAAGAAGUUCAGCAACAGGUCUUACAAAAGAUCCUCACAAAUCUCCUCCAAAAACAUACAGGACAAAUAAAUUAAUGUGUGAAAUUAAUAAAACAAAAAUUUGAUAAAUGAAUCACAUAUUCCACUCAUAUGGGGUGGGAAAACUCGAUUCUUAGGUGCAUCGUGAUGCGGACGUGAAACAUUCUGAACCGAUUCACAAAUGUCAGAAAUCACUUUCGUAAAUUUUUAUUUAGAACGUAAUGUUGAACUUGGAAGUGCGGAAGUGCAGUGCCCAGACUGUCUGUGGUGGCACAGAACAGGAACACCAGUGGAUGAGCGAGAAAUCCAACUUUGUGUUAAAGCCAGAUUAGAUCAGGCAUCAAAGCCCAAAUGUUAAGAAGAGACAUUUUGUCCUUUCAACAAAGUCAAACGACCUUGGGAGCCACAACAUUUGAUGCACAGUAUGUCUGGGUGUGAGCUGCUGUCCUAGCAGAGGCUAAAAAAUAUGAACGGAACCACAGUGAUACAUAUUCUUCUACUUAAAUAAAUAAAAUGUUUUAACUUCUC
This is a messenger RNA of Pygocentrus nattereri (red-bellied piranha), 4562 nucleotides long. Its product is annotated as NACHT, LRR and PYD domains-containing protein 3-like. Bases 187 to 3732 code for a protein of 1181 amino acids. The record is from RefSeq and is a predicted model, not a curated record. Lineage: Eukaryota; Metazoa; Chordata; Actinopteri; Characiformes; Serrasalmidae. Gene Ontology annotation, molecular function: protein binding. The transcript has 15 exons.